AUGCCUUCGCCCAAUGACCGCCGGCGCGGCGUCUGGAGCCAUUGGGUUCCGCUCGUCGUCACUGUCACCAUCGCCAGCGCAGGAUUAGUCGCUUGGGCUUUCAGUCAGCGCAAGGAGGAGGACCACCCGAGCUUUGACCAGGAGCACGAGCAUCUCGACUACGAAAACGCCGACUAUGGCGACAACCCGCCGUACGGCGCAACCAACCGUGACCGUGGCCCCCGUCCCGGCCCCGACUCCCAGCCGCGCUCGGGCUACGGCGCGCACCCUCGACACGCAGACGAUGCAUAUGGAACGCAAGCCGAGGCCAGCGGCUCCAACUGGGGCGCUAGAGUGUCUGGUGCCUUGCGCCGGACCCCUAGCCCUCAGCAGUUCUUUGAUUCGACCGGCAAGACCAUCACCGCUGGUGUUGCGGCGGCAGGUGCCGCCAUAGGCAAGACUCUGGCUUCUAUUCGCGAAGAGGAUAAGUAUCCCGACGAUAGUAGAGUCUGGUCUGAGGAAGCCGAUGCCAAGAAAGAACGCGGUCCUGUCUCUGGUGAUAGGCGCCGCCGUACUGUUGCCGUCGUUGUAUCCGCCGAUAGCCCCUUGGGCCGCUUCGCAGACGAUGAUUUCCAUGAGCAUGCUUCCAUCCUAUCUCACAUUCCUCGCCAUAACGACUUCUCUCGCAUCAAGCUAUAUGUUCUCAUCUACGCUCCCAAUCUAAAAGAUAAUGCGUUGGACACUGCUACGAGUAACCGGCCGCCGCCGUCCCUGAGCUCGUCAUUCUCUAACAUUGGUCAUGAUCAAGCUCAAACGCCUGGUGAAGAGAGCAAGAACCCCAUUGCUUCUACCGAGAAUACCGCUUUCAAUGCCACCUACUCGCAGGCUCUUGCCCUUGUCGACAAGGAAACCAUGAUUCUUCCCUUCACCACCCCCAACGGCCAUGUUCACAUUCUGCGACACCUGCAGCCAGAUAUCAUCUACCUGCAAGAGUCGCUUAGUGGCGACAGUGGCAGCAUCAUCACUAACAUGCAGACUUGGCUUCGCCAGGAUAUUAUGCUUGUUGUUGGUGCCGAGAGUGGCUCUGGGGGUCUCGCGGAUAGCGAGUCGGAAGCUGAGCGUUCUACAAAGACACAGCAAUGGUGGCAAAGACCGGAUCGUGUUGGCCGCGGCAGGGGCAUCGUUGUCGUGGACAGCAUGCGCGUGAGCGACGACUGGGCUCGCCGCGUCAAUGGUAUUGAAUAA
Molecule: messenger RNA, 1224 nt
Organism: Beauveria bassiana ARSEF 2860
Lineage: Eukaryota; Fungi; Ascomycota; Sordariomycetes; Hypocreales; Cordycipitaceae
Product: peroxin Pex22-like protein
Exons: 3
Coding region: 1-1224 (407 amino acids)
Source: RefSeq, a predicted model, not a curated record